Molecule: messenger RNA, 834 nt
Organism: Stegodyphus dumicola
Lineage: Eukaryota; Metazoa; Arthropoda; Arachnida; Araneae; Eresidae
Product: zinc metalloproteinase nas-4-like
Biological process (GO): proteolysis
Molecular function (GO): zinc ion binding; metalloendopeptidase activity
Source: RefSeq, a predicted model, not a curated record
UUCUCUUUAGGUGUGUUGGGACGUAUUAUGGUUGCUUUAGCUGCUUCCGAAUUUGCAAGGACUACGUGCGUUCGAUUUGUGCCCAGAACAAAUGAAACUGAUUACCUGUCAUUAUUCCGAGGAAGUGGAUGCUAUUCUGCUGUUGGCCGCGUAGGAGGCGAGCAAAAACUGUCAUUGGCAACUGCCUGUGACCGUAUGGGAAUCGUUAUGCACGAAUUCAUGCACGCACUAGGUUUCUGGCAUGAACAAAGUCGUAUGGACAGAGAUAAAUUUGUCACCAUUAGAUGGGAAAACAUAAUACACGGUACAGAGAACAACUUUCAGAAGUACAAUUCGUACAUUCAGCAAUUAUUAGAUGAAGAAUAUGAUUAUGGAUCAUUGAUGCAUUACAGUCAGAGAGCCUUCAGUAAGAAUAAUAGGCCGACAGUCGAACCUAAAAAUAUAAUAGCCGGUUUAAUAAUAGGACAAAGAAUUGGCUUUAGUGCUACUGAUAUCAGGAAGAUUAACAAACUGUACAACUGUACAGAUUACUUAUGAAAGUUUCUGUUUCUAAUGAAUGUUUUCUUUUUUUCUUUUUCUGUUCUGUUUCUAUGAAAGUUUGAAAAGAUUUUGGUUUCUCUGGAUAUGAUAAUCUGUGUCUGAAAUUUGGUUUUGUAAUGGUGACAAUUAGAAAAUAUCACAUACCUUUAACUGUCCUUUGAUUUAUAUUAAAAAUAUUACCAAAAUUAAAUGUUUGUAAUUCCUGUAAGUCUUGCUGUAUGUUUAUAAAAUAAUUUGAAUUUAUAUAUAUAAGUAUGUAGAAUAAUUCUUAGAAAAAUGUAAACAUAUGUAUGA